CACACACACACAUUCACACACACACGCACCUCCUCCUCAUAAUAUCAGAUCAGUACCUUUUCCAAACACACAGUGAACGCCAGAGAAAGAGAGUGAGAAAGGGAAAGUAAAACAGAGCAUGAAAGUUUUUAGUAAGUUUUAAUCUGCCCAUUUUGUGCAAUACUUAGGGAGCUGCCCGAGCAUAAAGCUUAAACGAGGAUCCUGGAGUAACUCAGAGCUGAAUGCAACAGGUGCGGCAAACACACCAAAGGACAAGUAUUUCGAUUGAAUAUUAGACCAAGAAAAAACGAUUUCAAAUCAGUAGCCUAAGCUGUGAAGAUUUAUUCAAUUGUUUUGAAAAGAUUGGCAAUUAUGGAAAACGCAGAGGACUACACCAGUCUGCAGGAGUUUACUGAAGACUUGUCCUCCAGAGGCACACAGGGACUGAAAAGGGGGUCUGAGUGUUUACGGAGGGAAACUGCACUAUUUGUGCUCAUUGGCCUCCUGGUCUCUGUCUGUGCCAACAUUGUACUGAGCGUGCUUCUUUUCACCAGGCUCUCGGCCAAUGUUCCUCAAGAGACUACAGCCAUGACCCUGAGGUUAAACUCUGUACAGAGCCGGUACUCAGCCUCUGUGAAGACCUACACCAUGCUGGGACAAAGCUGCUCCAAGACAGUGAAGAAGUGUCGAGAGUGCCCUGAAGAAUGGACACAUUUAGCAGACAAAUGCUACAAGUUCAGUAAUAAAAAGCUGGACUGGUUGAGUAGCAGCCAAAGUUGCACAACUAUGGGAAGCCAUCUGACUAUACUGCACAGCAAAGAACAACAUGUAAGUAUGUGUGUAUGUGUGUGCCUCUGUCCGUGUUUCAGAGCUGAAUUUGCUGCCGUUACCCCAAGGGCGGGCCUUCCUGUUGCCAAGGACGACAGCAGCAACACAGCCAUCCUGAUUGGUUGCCUGGUGGGCAUCAUAUUACUGCUCCUGGCGGUCAUCGCUGUCAUUCUGUGGAGGCAGUACUGGAAAAAGAUACUGGGCAAGGCCCAGGGCAGUCUGUCCAGCGAUGAACUCCGCGUCCAUCUGUCCGUCCCAUCGGACAACGUGGUCAUCAACAACACCCACAGCUACUCCAGCCGCUACCAGCGCAUACACACCUUCCCUGACGAGAGGGACCGUGAGCGGGAGGGCGAGGGCGAGUACCAGGAGCCAAGCGCUCUGCUGAGGCCCAGAGACCAGAGGGACAGCACCGCCUUGCUGUUAAACAACCCAGCGUAUCACCUGCUCCUGUCUGAUCAGAGACAAGGCUCCUGGCCCCUGGCUGGGCCCAGCACCUCCCAGGCUCAGGAAAAGAGCCUCAAUGUUCCCCAGGCAGCCUGCGGCCUGGACAGGGAUCUGGAGAAGGGCUUCCCCCCCACCCAGGAGGAGCCUCCCCCCUACCCUGGUGCCCCUCCCUACCCCUCCGUGUCCCCCCCGCUGCCCCCCAGCGUGCCCCACUACGCCGAGGCCGACAUCGUGAGCUUGCAGGGCGUCAGCGGCAACAACACGUACGCCGUGCCCGCCCUGACCACGCCCAGCCCCGGCGCAGACUCCGCCCCCCUGCCGGAGCUGCCGCGCCAAUGUCUGGUGUUCAAGGAGAAACUGGGGGAGGGCCAGUUUGGAGAGGUGCACCUGUGUGAGAUCGAGAGCCCUCAGGACCUGCCCAACCUGGAGUUUCCCUUCAACGUGAGGAAAGGACGCCCCCUGCUGGUGGCAGUGAAGAUCCUGCGUCCAGACGCCUCCAAGAACGCCAGGAACGAUUUUCUGAAGGAGGUGAAGAUCCUGUCUCGUCUGAAAGACCCCAACAUCAUCCGUCUGCUUGGCGUGUGCGUGAGCAGUGACCCUCUGUGCAUGGUGACAGAGUACAUGGAGAGUGGAGACCUCAACCAGUACCUCUCACACAGAGUCCUGCUGGACAAAUCAGUGCCCAGUCACCACACCCCCACCAUCAGCUACCCAGCCCUCAUCUCCAUGGCCAGCCAGAUAGCGUCGGGGAUGAAGUUCCUGUCGUCCCUGAACUUCGUCCACCGCGACUUGGCCACGCGCAACUGCCUGGUGGGGGGCGAGCGAGGCGAGAGCGGCGGGGAGCGGCCAAUCAAGAUAGCCGACUUUGGGAUGAGCAGGAACCUGUACGCAGGGGACUACUACCGCAUCCAGGGGCGAGCUGUGCUGCCCAUCCGCUGGAUGGCCUGGGAGUGUAUCCUGAUGGGUAAGUUCACCACGGCCAGUGACGUGUGGGCGUUCGGAGUGACUCUGUGGGAGAUGCUGAGCGUGUGUCAGGAGCAGCCAUACUCCAACCUGACUGACGAGCAGGUCAUCGACAACGCUGGAGAGUUCUUCAGAGACCACGGCAGACAGGUGUACCUGAGCAGGCCAGCCAUAUGUCCCCAGGGUCUGUAUGAGCUCAUGCUGAGCUGCUGGAACCGGGACUGCAAGCUGCGCCCCUCCUUCGCCCACAUCCACGCCUUCCUCACAGAGGACGCCAUGAACAUGGUGUAGACGGAGAGGGAGGGAGAGGCCGGGAGAUGAAGAACGAGGAUGAGGAGAGGAUGAGGGGGACCCUCUGCUGAGCUCAUCCCUACCGUUUUAGCAGUAGAGGAAAGGCUGAUAAUGGAAAUGAAGAGAUUAGACGGUCGCUUGUACAUUUCCUGUUUCCCUGGGUGGACGGGACUGAGAGACCGCAGGUUCGGUUUUCAGUCACACCCCCCCCACACACACACACACACACACACCUGUAGCCCCCCUAACCCAAAGUACUGUAGACCAUAGUACUACCCCUAAAUCUCAUCAUAAAUGUAAAACAAUGGCUGGUGGUGGGUUAACUGCAUCCUGCUUAAUGAACUGUCGUUUCUCCAAGCUAAUGACUUAGAGGGCUUUCAUGACUCACAUUGAACCUUUGUAACGCACGCUCGAUGACAUAAGUGAAGCCGAAUCAAAGAAAAAGGUUGGAACAGUUCCUUAAAACGUGAUUAUUGUAGAACAGCAGAUCCGUGUUUAGUCCGUGUGGGUGCGCUUGGUUACACAUUGUAUAGCACUGCUGUAGUUUGGCGGUAUUUGCGAUAGUGAAGUCUACAACCUGGGGGUGUCCUGGCCCUGGUCGACGUACAGGAUGUACACUGCAGCCACGUCUCUGUGAACACGGCACAUUUCAGCGUCCCGGCACGACACUCCAGCCCUCUCCAGAGGAGGCACAGCUUGUGGUCCAAGACUGUGGCUCAUGUUCUACAGGAGAGUCCCAGGUCCUUUCCCCAGCCUGGUCCCCCCUACCCCCCACCCCCAACUAGGGUGUCAUGACGAUAUCCACCCCCCGCCCCCCCAGGGCUAAUGCCCUUUUCUCAGUCUCUUAUCUCAAGUCUCUCAGAUCUCAGUUGCAGAUCACGGGCUCCCCCUUCACGCCUGCAGUCAGUCACAGCGUUGUGACAGCGAUCGUCUGGCGAGGGGCAGACACUGCAGGGCCGACAGCCAAUCCGGUUGUUGGACCGUUUUGUUCCACGCCACGUUGUCACUUCCUGUAUCGAAGAGGAGCCUGGCGCUGUCGCACCCGUCAGGUGUCACACACCCAGUCAGCAGAGGGCGCACGGGCACAGGAAGUGACAUAUGAAACAGGAAACGAGACUCGAAAGAGGCUGUAUGUACUGUACCCACAUGCAAGCGUAUUAACCAGUUCCAACCACCUUGACCAGCCCCAGACACAGGGAUACAAGUCCCAUUUUCACAAACCAGCUGCACUUUAGAAAAACAUGUAUCCUGGUCCAUCGGUGCCCACAGCUCACCAACGCAGAACUCCCAGGCAACUCCUGAAAAGGCCCAAACCAUAGAAGAAGCAGCAUUGCGUUUGGCUUUCUUCCCUGGUAGUUUUGCAAUGCGAUGCAAGCGCACGGCGCCAAGGACAACAAGAAGAGAACCAGGAGCAUUAAAUGCUGGGAGAACAGGGCGCAUUAAAUGCAGUAUGCAUAGCUGUUUAGUUAACCUCUGUAUUAUCACAUAUAGGCCUAUAAAGCUGACCAGGGUAGGCCCUCUACCUUACUGAUUGUACAGAACUGUAUGCUUGUCCAGUUUAAUUAUUAAGUAAUCCCUGUUUACUGAUUGGAUGAGAGUGAACGAUCAUGCCAUGUGAAUGCAGUAUGUGCCAUUUGAUUGAUCAUUUUUGAUACACUGUAGUUGGACUAAACCCAUAUUUUUUUAUAUACUGUAUGUACUUAGACACUCCUUGACGUCAGUGAUUUUGUCCUUUUUGUCUUUGAAGCAGAACCUAACGGCAUGUACAUAUUUUAAGAACGGAAUUCUGAUUUUGUUCACUAAUAUAUGGAAAUUCUUUGCUAUUUUUGGGGUCUUUUGUUUCCUUGUAGAAAGCUUGCUAACUUGAUGCCAUUGUCAUUCAUCGUGCUGUCUAUUUUUGUAGAUGUUUUAAUAAAAUUAAUCUUUUCAAAUAAAGCAGGUAAGAUAUCCCAGUUUAAUGUACAAUAUGCGAAUACUAUUUACAAUUGUCCUCUAAAACUUAAACCAGAACUUUGUAAAAGAAUAAACAAAACAAGAUUGAGUUCAAUUACAAAAAUUCUGAGAUUGUUUAAUGUGUGUAUAUAACUAUGGUACAUUCUCAUAAAUGUUAGGCAAGCAUUGUUUUGGCCACUGUAUAGGGUAUACGAAUGGCAAUCUUAAUCUGACAGUAGCCUAGACAAACAGGGGAAAAAACGUCAGAAUUCUUAAGGCUCUAUUAUCACCAUUAUUAGCACAUCUAACUUCUGAUUGGCUGAUGUCAGUUGGGCAACAGAAGCCUUAAAUGUUCAGGCACUUAGAAGUAACAUGAUGCACAGACAACCAAGAGUAGUUAUGUCGAUUCUUGAAGAGAUGUACAUGAACUAAAACCAAACUGACCAUAGCAGCAAGUUGAUAUAAUCCUACCCCAACCCAAACAAAUAAUAAAAAG
This is a messenger RNA of Hypomesus transpacificus, 4936 nucleotides long. Its product is annotated as epithelial discoidin domain-containing receptor 1-like. Gene Ontology annotation, biological process: positive regulation of kinase activity; cell surface receptor protein tyrosine kinase signaling pathway; multicellular organism development. NCBI's taxonomy places the organism in Eukaryota, Metazoa, Chordata, Actinopteri, Osmeriformes, Osmeridae. The record is from RefSeq and is a predicted model, not a curated record. Gene Ontology annotation, cellular component: signaling receptor complex; membrane. Gene Ontology annotation, molecular function: ATP binding; protein tyrosine kinase collagen receptor activity; collagen binding.